AUGGGCCAAGGGGUCAGCGCGCGAGGGCCGGUCGGCCGCCUGAUGUUACGUGGAGGAGAGGGGCUGACUGACUUGGUGGAUUUGAAAAGUGCUAACUUCCUCUGCGUUUGUAGUAAACAAAGUUCUCAGCUGGACUUGGCUCUGGAUUGUUGGCUGAUUACUUGUCCACACGUAGGGGAGCACUUACACAGUAUCUUGCCAACAUGUCUUCUGUUGACUGAUGAUCAUGUUUAUGCCAAUAAAGUCAAGGGUUUACAGUGUCUGCAACAUGUGGCGAGUAAUGUGAGUCGUACUGACCUGAAUCAGUAUGGUCAAGGAGCAGUCAUAUACAAAGCUGUAGAGCACAUGGUUUAUUUAAGGGAACCUGAAAUCAUCCCACAUUUGGCUAAAUGUCUCAUAGCAUUGUUGAGUAAAACUGAACAAAGUCCUACAAGUCACUCACUUACGUGGAACCAUUUUGAUGACGUCCUGAACAUAUGGCUUCCUUCAAUGGAAAUGGAGCAAAAACUUGUAUUAAGAGAAGCUUACAUAGAAAAUCUGAAUGAGUUUCUGCAAGCCAUGGGUCUUGGGAGUGCUCGUUGGUCUAGAAAGCUUAUGUUGAUAUUCUCAGAUUAUUGUGAACAAGAGCACACCCGUGAAAUGUCUUUAAAAGCAUUGCUUACAUUUAUAAACUCGGCAUGGCCAAGGAUAUCAAGCCAUUUCCAUUCUAUAGUAGUCAUUCUCAUGAAAGUUAUCAUAAACAUAAAAACAAAGGGAUCAAUUUCAAACUAUGGUACAAGACCAUCUGGGAUCUUAGUAAAACAGUGUUUUAGAGCAUUAGAAAGACUUUCUAACUUGAUGUACCGUGAUUUUGUGAAUAAAAUUAAAGAAAAUGAUGAUAUGGCCGAUCUUUACAAACUAAUAAUGGAAAAUGAGAUUUUAAGCCAAAGUUUGUAAGAUUUGACUAUAAAGUAUAUUUUUUGUAAAUUAUUGAUUUUGGUAAAGUGUCAAGAGAAACAACAAGUCUCUAAAACUAAAUGAAUUAAAUAUUUAAAAAAUGGUUUAUUUGAACUCAUUAGUGAUAACGAAUGUCUUGAAAGAAUAACAAGAGUACAGAUAUUUGCCACUGUUAAAAGGUUCAAAAAUUGAAACUCAAUUUUUCAAGAAAUUAUAUACUUUUUUCUUCUUUAGGUGUAAAAACUUUAAACAUAAAGUUACACAUACAAGAAAGCUAAUUUUCUGCUUCAUUUCCACUUGGCUCCACUUUGACUGUUGUGCAUGUACCAUGUUACAGCAGUGUGUUCUUUUUUUACUUGUUGUGUUUCUGCUGUUCUUGGUGUUAGGCUAAGGUUUGUUUGAUUUUAGCACACAAUUAUUUAAAUCCUUAUGUGUUAUCCUGAAGUCAUUUGCAUAAAAUUCUGGAUCAUACUCUAGAAUUUAGCAAAUAUUGUAAAUCCUUUUUUGUUUGUUGUGUUUUUUUUUCAAUUCAAUGAAGAAUGUGACACAUGGUUUAACCUAGAAUAAAAAGAAAAAUGUUUUUUUAGGAAAAAAUGGUUCUACUUUUAAAAAUUAUGUUAUGUUUGAAUCAAGUUUUGGUAUAUUUAAUAUGUUUUGUUUUAUAUGGAACGAAAGUCAUAUACAAACUAAACAAAUUUUACCUACAUCAAAAUUAAAUGUAGUAAAGUUAUACCUAAGUUAAAUACUUAAAAAUGCUAGUUUUUGGAAUUUAAAAAUUAUUUUGCUAUGUUAAAUGUUACCAAAAUAUCAAUACUGGCACUCAGUGCAUAUUUUAUACCAUCUCUCACUUUAUGACAACACCAUAGCACUCAAUGGGUUCACUUUAUAAGUAAGUUUAAUUUUGUAUUUUAUAACAACUGAAAAAGAGAGCAGUUGCUAGUUCUUAAAACUUACAUUUUAGUUUUUGUAACAAAAAAUGUAGGUGAAUGUCCAUAAUCCUAUUCUUUUUUUAAAACAAUGUUUUUUAGAUUUGCGUUUAUGAUUUUUCAAACUGAUUAUCUGAUUGCUGAUUUUAAUAUUUUUAUUAAUACAUUCAUAACUUAAUAUUAUAUAACAUAAUAUUUAAUUAAUUAUUAUAUACUAUUAUGUAAUUACUAUUAAUUUUACUAAUAAAUAGGCCAAAGUUAGGUCUAAAUAGCCUUCAUUACAUUUUGUAAAUCAAUUCAUGUUGUUUCAUUAGAAACCGUCUUAACAGUUCUAUUGUGUUCAACUUAAUGCCUUCAUUUAAUAUAGAAUUCCAUUCUUUUUCAAUUCAAGUUUAUUAACAAAGAACACUUUAGAAUUUUAUAUUUUUACAUAAACAAACAUGUGUUAGACAAAUUAUUGGUCAACUUCUUUUAUAUAGUGCCAGUUGAUAUGUUUUUAAUUAUAAAGUAAGUUAUGAAAUGCAAUUAUAACAACGCACAAUUUAAGUUUAUUACAACUGUAAAAUAUAUAGUACAGUUAACAAUGAUUUGUAUUAUAGUGUUAUGUGCACUACGUAAACCAUGUGAGUUCGAGUUUUGUGGACUCAGCAGCAUUUACAGACAUUAUACAAUUUUCAGAUUAUUUCACAUUUAGAAAACAUUAGUACCAGACCAUCUUUAUAUUAACCAGUGUUAGGAUAUCAUAGCCUCCACACCUGCAGCUCCUACAAUGAUAUCAGCUCAAGUCGCAUAUAAGAAUAGUUGGAGCUCUUUUAAGAAUAUAAUUAAUUUAACAUUAAAAUACUACAAGAUAAAUACGCCAACCAACAACAUUUUAUAGGAGUAAUUAUUACAUCAAUAAGUUGGUAAUUGAAAUAUUUUGUGGUAGUAUAAUAUAUUUCUUUAAAAGUUGUUUAAUUUUUUAUGUGUGAUGCAUGUUUUGGAUAAAUAUUUAAAGUUGUAUUAGUUAAGCUAUCUUUGUAGUUGAAAUUAAAAUGAUCUGAAGUAUUAUGUUGUUACUUUUUGUCAAUGAAUAAGUUUUGUGCUCAAAUACAUUUUUGGUAAAUAAAA
Homalodisca vitripennis (glassy-winged sharpshooter) is the source of this 2972-nucleotide messenger RNA. RefSeq names its product TELO2-interacting protein 2-like. The record is from RefSeq and is a predicted model, not a curated record. The coding region runs from base 1 to 936 and encodes 311 amino acids. The transcript is spliced from 6 exons. Gene Ontology annotation, cellular component: nucleoplasm; cytosol; centrosome. NCBI's taxonomy places the organism in Eukaryota, Metazoa, Arthropoda, Insecta, Hemiptera, Cicadellidae.